CUAGUUCUCUAUCUUCAAAUACUUGUGCAUGGAAGGAAUAUCCAAGAUGGCAGAAGGAGACUGCCUCACAACUGCUAGCAAGGCAGCAGAAAUAGAGAGCUGAGUCAUUACAGGGCCACAUCGAAAAAGAAUAAAUAAAGAAAGAAAGGAAAGGUGAGUCUCCAUAUGAAUAUCCGAGUAAUCAAACAAUACUUACAGCAGAGACUCAGUUCCAAGAAAUCAAAACUGCUGCUGUUGGCUCUCUGCUGAUAUCUCAGCCUCUAAAGGUCAGAACACAUCAGAAAGAAACCAAACACUGGAUUUCUGUAACUCAGUACAACAUUCUUUAAGAUUCGGACAAGUGAGGAUGGUUUCAGGAACAGCAGUUGUCUUGAUGAUUGGUCUACUGGGAAUGGUUUAUCAGGCUAGACAGCUUCCUCCUCCUCAGAGGGAGAGUCCUCCUAGGAAAUCACCAAGAGUCAGACUCAGUGAUGGAAGACAUCUGGCUUACAGGGAGAGAGGAGUUCCCAAGGACAAAUCUAAGUACAAGAUCAUUAUUGUCCAUGGUUUUGGCAGCUCAAAGGAAAUGACCUUUAUGGCUCCUCAAGAAAUGAUAGAGGAGUUGAAGAUAUACUUUUUGCUGUUUGAUCGAGCUGGGUAUGGAGAAAGUGAUCCAAACCCUAAGCGAACUGUAAAAAGUGAAGCACUUGACAUUGAAGAACUUGCUGAUCAGCUGCAGAUAGGACCCAAGUUUUAUGUGAUAGGAGUGUCAAUGGGAUCAUACCCUAUCUGGAGUUGCCUCAAACAUAUACCACACAGGCUAGCAGGUGCAGCAAUGAUUGUUCCAGUAAUCAAUUAUAGGUGGCCUUCCCUUCCUCAAAAUUUGAUAAGAGAAGACUAUAGAAGGAGAAUUGUCCAGUUGGCACUCUGGUUUUCAAAAUAUGCCCCUGGGCUACUACACUGGUGGGUUACUCAGCAAUGGAUCCCUUCAACUUCUGUCCUAGAAAAGAACCCAAUGUGCUUUAGCACUCAAGAUCUAGAAAUCUUGAAGAGGAUACCAGGAUUCCCAAUGUUAAGCAAGGAUAGCUUACGACAAAAAGAAGUUUUUGAUACUCUCCGUCGUGAUUUUAUAGUGGGUUUUGGAGACUGGGACUUUGAUCCAAUUCAGCUAGAAAAUCCAUUUCCUCAAAAUGAAGGCUCAGUUCACAUCUGGCAAGGUUAUGAAGAUAAGGUUGUGCCAUUUCAACUUCAAAGAUAUAUUUCAGGAAAGCUACCAUGGAUUCAAUAUCAUGAAGUUCCUCAUGGUGGGCAUCUAAUUGUGCAUUAUACUGGUUUAUGUGAGGCUGUUUUGAGAGCACUUUUACUUGGAGAAGAACCUCUAAAGUUAGAACAAGUGCGUCCAUAAUUGCUUCUUAAUUUGUCACAAAAACAUUUCAUCAUUCAAAAUGUUUUUCAUGUAAGUAGAUUGAAUUUUAGAGAAUAUAAACAUGUUUCACAUUACAUUUAUCAUUUGAAGGGUUGAAGUGGAUACAAUUCUUUUUUUUUUUUUUUUUUUUUUAUACAUUUGACUCUGACCGGAUUCAAACUCGAGAUCUCUCAGCCUGGAGACGACUCUAGUACCAAUGAGUUAAAGCACAUUGAUGUAAUUCUUUC
Messenger RNA from Manihot esculenta (cassava), 1632 nucleotides. RefSeq lists its product as uncharacterized. The transcript has 5 exons. Lineage: Eukaryota; Viridiplantae; Streptophyta; Magnoliopsida; Malpighiales; Euphorbiaceae. The record is from RefSeq and is a predicted model, not a curated record. The coding region runs from base 347 to 1384 and encodes 345 amino acids.